Messenger RNA from Tachysurus vachellii, 2694 nucleotides. Its product is annotated as suppressor of cytokine signaling 2-like. Bases 416 to 1150 code for a protein of 244 amino acids. NCBI's taxonomy places the organism in Eukaryota, Metazoa, Chordata, Actinopteri, Siluriformes, Bagridae. Gene Ontology annotation, molecular function: 1-phosphatidylinositol-3-kinase regulator activity. The transcript is spliced from 4 exons. Gene Ontology annotation, cellular component: phosphatidylinositol 3-kinase complex. The record is from RefSeq and is a predicted model, not a curated record. Gene Ontology annotation, biological process: intracellular signal transduction; phosphatidylinositol phosphate biosynthetic process.
UGCGCUGCUUCGGCACGGAGGAAAGACUGUAAAAUUUAUAUAUAUUUCCACACACACACACACACACACACACACACACACACACACACACACACACACACACACACACACACACACACACACACACACACACACAAAAUCACUUAGGAUUUUGCGGUGGAUACAAAGCGAAGCUACUCGAUCUUUAUCCGUCGAUGAAAGCCUGCAAUUUAAAAAUGGUAUAAAACCAAACAAACACACAUAUAAAGAGGAAGAAGAAAACAUGCCCAAGGCUGAAGGUUGGACAACACGAGCGUGAGCGAGUUUUGUGUCUGAAAUCUGGAAGGUGGAAUAAAUAAUUAACACAGUAUUAUAGGAUGUGUUGAGUGCCGCAGUGCUUCAUCGAAUCUGUGCGACUGCGUGGAAAAGAUUUUGGAUGGGGCACACACAGUGCAUCUCCAAGUCAGCAGAUUGCCAAGCGUUCGUGGCUCAGAGCGGAAGCUGCAGGCUCGAUGAGCUCCGUACCGAGCCGCUCGUGACUCCUGUGAUCACCUCGGACCUCAUUCCUGAAAAACCUGACACCACAACUGGACUAAAGGAGCGCAGGCUGGAGCCGAACCGAGCGGAUUCCUCUGAGGAAGCCCAGCGAUUACAGAAUGCUAUGACGCACCUUCACAACUCGGGCUGGUACUGGGGCUCGAUAACAGCAGCCGAGGCUAAGCAGCAUCUGAACAAGGCUCUGGAUGGAUCCUUCCUGGUGAGAGACAGCUCGAACCCGGGUUACCUCCUCACGCUGUCUGUGAAAACCGAGCUCGGGCCUACGCACCUGCGCAUCGAGUACUCAAACGGACACUUCGGCUUCGACUCCGUCGUGAUGGCUCGUCCUCAUCUCCGCCAGUUUAAGGGAGCAGUGGACUUGGUGCAGUAUUACACUCUGGCUUAUCGCAGGCAGGCGACUCACCGAGAGCUCAGCACGGAUCCAGAUACAUUUCCGACCGCAACGGCAGAAAACACGCUGCAGCUGAAACUUACUAAACCGCUGCACAAGGCGGCGCCCAGUUUACAACACCUGUGUCGUGUAGUUAUAAACCAACAUUGUAACGAUCACGGAGAUUUACCUUUGCCCGAAAGGCUAAAAGACUUCCUGCGGGAAUAUCCGUUUGUACUCUAGACUAUACUCAGUAUUCAGUAUUACAUUUCAUUCACUGUUUCAAUAUUUCCUAAAACAAUCAGUCAAAUUUGACAAAAUCGUACGAUUCUUACGAUUCAAAUUUUUAAUAGUAACAAACACAAUAAAUCGUGAAAAAUUGUUUGAUCUUAACCACACUUAAUAUCCACACAAACCCACACUUUUUUUUUUUGUAACUGUUUUUGUGUGUAAUUUACCUACAAGCUAUUAAAACCCCUCCCCUUUCCCUAGUCUCAACCAAUCAGAGCUUUAAUUACGAACUGGAUCAUGAAUCACGAGUUCUUCCGAAUCGAAUUUAUCAAAGCUGUCAUUUUAAAUCAUUGUACGUCUCGAUGUUGUCGUAAUAUUGUAAAAACACCCGUUUACCUGCAGUAGCAAUUUAUCCGGAAAUGAAGCACGGGUGUGUGUGUGUGUGUGUGUGUGUGUGUGUGUGUGUGUGCGUGUCGUUUGGGGUUAUAAUGUCAAUGAUACGCCUGGUGUAUAAAUGUCGGCCACGAUAGUAACGUUGUGCGUUUUAUAGAGUUGAUCUAGUCAGAGUUUUUGGCAGCUGAAUUGGAAUACACUAAAAAACAAUACAGAAAUACAGAAAUUUUUUGUUUUGUUUUCUCCACAUAUUUUGCCAAAAUUCUGCCAUAUAUACAAGUGACACACUCCAUCGAUGUAAUCACUUUUUUCCAGUAUAGCGCAAUGCUCAUGAUAUAUACACUACUGUUGUACACCUAUAACUCAAUUCCACCACAAACACCAAAAUCAUCCAAAAAAAUAAAAAUCUGACAAAAGGUGGUGGAUUUUUAUUGACUUAUUACAAUAAGUAUUACAAGUUCAAGGUCAAAUAAAGAAUCCCAAGCGCCUCAAAAUCACUGACUCUUGCUUUCCUUAAUUGUAAACGAGCACUUAGGCUUUGAUGUGACAAACUAAACAUCAGAUGGAUGACAAAUUAUUAUGAGACACUUCCAAAAUAACUCUUUUGGGUUUUUUUAUACCCUGAUUAUUUCCAAAAAUCUAUGCAAACUACAAAUUUAUUUGAAAUCACUGUAACCCUGAGCAGGCAGUCACUAAGGACGGAGGAAAGAGCGCUGAAUAAAUGCGUUCGGUUUGAUCUCACAAUAAUUAGUACAUAUUCACAACCCUUCUUGUGACGAUCACAAGGCUUUGGUGUAUUGUUUUUAUAAAAUACAUGCUCGGAUCUCGGGGUCACGGUGGCUUAGUGGUUCGCACGUUCGCCUCACACCUCCAGGGUUGGGGGUUCGAUUCCCACCUCCCCCUUGUGUGUGUGGAGUUUGCAUGUUCUCCCCGUGCCUCGGGGGUUUCCUCCGGGUACUCCGGUUUCCUCCCCCGGUCCAAAGACAUGCAUGGUAGGUUGAUUGGCAUCUCUGGAAAAUUGUCCGUAGUGUGUGAUUGCGUGAGUGAAUGAGCAUCAUACAGUAAGCACCACUGACUCAUUAAAACCUUCCGCUCCAAGUAUUGAAACUUUCCUGUCAAAAAAAGUGAAAGAAUUCCUCAGUAAAGUACAGAUUAUUUAUAGA